Messenger RNA from Cladophialophora yegresii CBS 114405, 993 nucleotides. RefSeq lists its product as uncharacterized. The record is from RefSeq and is a predicted model, not a curated record. Lineage: Eukaryota; Fungi; Ascomycota; Eurotiomycetes; Chaetothyriales; Herpotrichiellaceae. The transcript is spliced from 3 exons. Bases 1 to 993 code for a protein of 330 amino acids.
AUGGAUGCGCAUUGCGAAGAACUCGCCCACGUCAGCUACACGAACUUCGCGCUCUCUCUCCUCAUUCUCGUCGGCAUCCUCAUCUCCUACCUGCCGCAGCACGUGCGGAUCAUCCGCCUGCGCUCCUCGUAUGGCCUAUCGCCCUACUUCGUCCUGCUAGGCACCACGAGCGGAACAUGCGCUUUUGCGAAUAUUCUCGUGUUGCCGCGCUCGAGGGCAGACAUUGCAUGCUGUCGGCAGGUCGAUGAGUUUGCGUGCCUGGCGGGGCUGUUGGGCGUCGCGCAGGUGGGCGUACAGUGGUCGUGCUUUGGAGUUAUCCUCCUCCUAUUCCUCAUCUUCUUCCCGCGCGGCGAAGUGGCACCCUCUGCGCUCGACGCCGCCGAUGACAGCGACGAGACGGCUGCGACCAUAUCAGAUCCACCCCCCGCGCUCGGAAUCACGAAAUCGAUACCCGCCGACUCGGACUCGGUGGCCCUCGCACCGUCGUACCGCACCGCACUCGUCGUUGUCGCCGUCUGCGUUCUCCACGCCGCCCUGACCGCCAUCCUAAGCUUCUUCUUCAUCUACGCGGCGCCCCAGCACGCCCAGUCGUGGGCCAACUUCCUAGGCGUGCUCUCCACCGUGCUCGCCAGCAUCCAGUACUUCCCGCAGAUCUACACCACGUACCGCCUCAAACGCGUCGGCAGCCUCAGCAUCCCCAUGAUGUGUAUCCAAACGCCGGGGAGCUUCGUGUGGGCGGGAUCCCUGGCCGCGCGGCUGGGUCCCGAGGGCUGGUCCGCCUGGGGCGUCUACCUUGUCACUGGCUGCUUGCAGGGCUGUUUGUUAGUUAUGGGGAGUUAUUUCGAAAUCACGCGGCGGAGGAGGGAGAGGGAAGAAUUGAAGAGACGUAUCGAGUAUAAUACGAGUGUGGAUGCGUUGGUGGAACCGGAAGUUGUGGAGGAAGAGCAGGACCAGGACCCCUCAGAGCAUACGCCGCUGCUUAGAGCGGAUUGA